AUGUCUGUCUCCAAUCUCCAAGCUUGGGCUGAGAAUGAAGCAAAUGAAUUGAUGAAGAAGUAUGACAAAAACGGUGAUGGCGUGCUCAGUAAAGAAGAGCUACAAUUCUUUCUCCGUGAUGUUCGAGGGUCAACUCGACUCAAAAAUCGAGAAAUUUUAUCUAAGGUCCCAAAGACAAACGACAAUGCUGCGCACAUGAUAAGCUCUAAUGCUCGUACAAAAGUUCUUAGUGAAAAGGCAUCUGAUGAGCCACUUAGUAGAGAGCAAAUAAAAAAGAUUUUCAAAUAUUACGAUAGCAACAAAGAUGGUUUUCUCAACAAAAGAGAGGUAACAAAAGCUUUUAGUUUUCUAGGCUCGAUUAAUCCAUACUACAGGGCUCAGUACGCUUUGGAUUAUGCUGAUGCUAAUAAUGAUGGUCUUAUCAAUGAAGAUGAGCUUGACAAACUCAUAGAUUAUGCUAGUAAAAUCAUCCCGAAGAAAUGA
This is a messenger RNA of Cucurbita pepo subsp. pepo (vegetable marrow), 483 nucleotides long. RefSeq lists its product as uncharacterized. Gene Ontology annotation, cellular component: cytosol; synapse; neuron projection. Gene Ontology annotation, biological process: regulation of cytosolic calcium ion concentration. Gene Ontology annotation, molecular function: calcium ion binding. The record is from RefSeq and is a predicted model, not a curated record. Lineage: Eukaryota; Viridiplantae; Streptophyta; Magnoliopsida; Cucurbitales; Cucurbitaceae.